Leptosia nina is the source of this 678-nucleotide messenger RNA. Lineage: Eukaryota; Metazoa; Arthropoda; Insecta; Lepidoptera; Pieridae. The record is from the annotation of a GenBank genome assembly.
AUGAACAGGAUAUUUGGAAGAGGCAAGCCUAAAACACCAGGCCCAAGCAUAUCGGAUUGCAUCAGUACUGUGGAUAGCCGGGCCGACAAUAUAGAGCAGAAAGUGAAUAAAUUAGAAGCCGAAUUGAGGAAAUAUAAAGACCAAAUGGCAAAGAUGAGGGAGGGUCCGGCAAAGAAUUCUGUAAAGCAGAAAGCUAUGCGGGUUUUAAAGCAGAAAAAAAUGUAUGAGCAACAAAUUGAGAAUCUGCGAGCACAGUCAUUUAAUAUGGAACAAGCGAACUAUGCAACCCAGACAUUAAAAGAUACUCAUACUACUAUUACAGCCAUGAAAGAUGGGGUUCAGUCUAUGAAAAAGGAAUUUAAAAAGAUUAAUAUUGAUUCUAUUGAUGAUGUUAAUGAUGAAUUAGCCGAUAUGCUAGAACAAGCAGAUGAAGUCCAAGAAGCAUUAGGUAGACAGUAUGGAAUGCCAGAAAUUGAUGAUGAUGAGCUUGCUGCAGAAUUAGAUGCUCUAGGUGAUGAAAUCGCACUAGACGAUGACACAUCAUACCUUGACGAUGUAGUUAAGGCUCCGGCUGCACCUGACAAGGAACCCGGAGCGGACAGCAUCAGGAAUAAGGAUGGUGUGCCUGUUGACGAGUUUGGUUUACCACAAGUGCCCAGCGCAGCACACGCUAAAUAA